UGCGAAGCUGGAAUCGGGAAGGGCCUGCGGAUACUGUGCAUAUGAAGUACAGGAAGUUCUCUUCUCAAUUACUUUUUGUUCUGCGUACCGCCGGGGAGAAACAGAUAGCAGCGCUAUGAGGACCUUUUUCACUGAAGGGACUGUGUUCGUUUGCAUUAUAUUGGUGUGUCUGCAAACCGUAAAUGGCUGGACUCCGCCUUCGUUUUGCCGUGGCUAUGUGUGUCCAGAGUACAGGCUUGUGCAUGCAUAUGAGAAUUUUGAGGAGCGCUUCUACAACACCAGCCACUGGGCAAUAACCGAGAUCGAAGACACGGACACUGGGACACUGAUUGCUGCAUAUAAUAAGCUGGAUGCUUACAUCAAUGGAGCGAAUGAAUUAAGUCAGAAGAUUCCACCCGCCAAUCCUGUUGCGGUCACUAUUCUCAAGUCUGACAGUGGGGAGGAGGAUAGAUAUUUUGUUUCUUUAUAUGUACCACCUGACACCUCAUUUCCCAAGCCUACUGAUUCAACCAUCGAGGAGUUCACCAUUCCUGCUGGCACCAUUUUUGUGAGGGUCUUUGGGGGCCGACCAUCUGUGAGCAACUGGCUUGACAACUUGGAAAAACUAGAGGAAGACUUACAAUCAGCAGAGAAGCAGUACAACCCCCUCAGACAAAUGGCUUUAGACUAUGACAGCCCAUUGAAGUUAUUCUACAGACAUGAUGAGGUCUGGAUCUCAGAGGCCUAAGGCCUCCACUGUCAGCACAUUGUGCUUCCCUCUCCUGAAUGCUAGAAUGUCGGUCAGCAUUCUCAUGUUGCAGCUCUUCAUGAGAGCGUUCAGUUGUUUGUCGUGUCACAAGGAUUUUUUUUAUCAGUUCUUGCUUGACAAGUUUUUUUUUUCCUGGUGUAGGGUAUUCAGUCUGAUAAUUGUGUUUUUCGAAAUAAAAUCCAUCCAUCUAUUAUUUGUACCCACUUAUCCUGGUCAGUGGGGGGGGGGGGGGUCGUGGGCGCUGUCAGAGACAGAAUGAUACACAAAGAUAAAUCCUUCUCAAAGAGAUAUUUGAGUUUCAGAAGGGUUAGCUGCUGUUUGAUUUCAGAUGCACCUUUUCUUUAGUGCUGACUUCUUAUGUGAAUAGUAAGAGAAACAAAAAUAGGCUAUGGAAUGUUAUUUAACCUCCCAGCAUCUUAUAAUCAAGUCUGUGGAUUCCUAAGAUGACAUCCGAAAUGGCCUUCAUCUUCACAGGUUUACAUUGCAUCAAAACCGCAUGUAUUGGCAUUAACCCAUUUAAGCCCAGGGGAAACUAAAGUCUCCAAAGUCUCUACCAGUUUUUUUUCCAUCUGUGAAUAUUUUUUGGAUGACUAUAGAUGCUUCAAAAAGAAAUCUCUGGGAAAAAUCAGAGCAUUAAUGGGUUAAUGAAAAGGGGAGUGAUGUUAUGCACAUCUAUAUAGUGUAGGGUUUUUUUUUUUUCAAAUAUAAUGUUGGAUUGUACUGAUUAAACAAGUUAUUUUACCUGA
Anguilla rostrata (American eel) is the source of this 1494-nucleotide messenger RNA. It is a transcript of the gene soul2, whose product is annotated as heme-binding protein soul2. Gene Ontology annotation, molecular function: heme binding. Lineage: Eukaryota; Metazoa; Chordata; Actinopteri; Anguilliformes; Anguillidae. The transcript has 4 exons. The record is from RefSeq and is a predicted model, not a curated record. The coding region runs from base 116 to 727 and encodes 203 amino acids. Gene Ontology annotation, cellular component: cytoplasm.